AUGUCUUAUUCAUCAAGAUAUUCAAGCAGCAUAUCAUCUACGGUGCGUUCUUCUGGAAUAGGAGGAGCUACCACAACUUCUUCACAAUAUUCAAGUACCAACACAACUGAAGCACCCCAAAGAAGCAGCACACAGCGUAAAUCCGUACUAGUGAAGCCUUAAUAGGAGGUUGUGAAUGUGCCUCCACCAUCAAAGGAACGAAAAUGGCUUGGAGAGAAGCCUGAAGUUGUGUGCUUCUUACUUGCUUUAGAAGUGGACAGACUGCAGAGGGAAAACUCAGAUCAAAGAGCCUUUAUCAAUGAGUUGUAAGGUAACUACUCGAAAUUGCAGAGUGAGUACACUACACUUCAGGAGAAGUAUAAUCUUGAGGUCUAACAGUUUAAGACAACUAUUGAUUAGCAAAACGUGAAAAUCAAGGCUUUAGAGGAUGAGAUCAACCAAUACAAAUCAAAGUUGGGAUAGGUAGACAACACAUUGGCCAAUAAGUUAUAAUAGGCAGAGUAGAGAAUCAAGGAUUUGGAACGAUAGUUGAAGGAUUAAGAGAGUAAGUACACAACAGAAAUAAAUAAUCUGAAGUCGACUUGGAAUACAGAGAAAUCCAACUUUGAGAGUGAUAUUAAGAGGUUGAAAUUGGAGAUUGAGAAUUAUAUUAACGAGAUAAAGAAUCUUAAAGGAAAUUCCUCAUCAGAUAUAGACAGAUUGAAUAAGAGAAUUAAGGAAUUGGAAACUUAGAUUUCAGAGUAUCAACUCAAAAUUAAGAAUUACGAAACUCAGAUAUCUGAUUAUCAAAAUAAACUUAGAGAAUGGGAAGCCAAGGGGAGAGAUUAUGAUUCUAAAAUAGCCUAGUAUUAAUCAGAGUUGGAUAAUUUGAAAAAUCAACUUAGAGAUAGAGACUCAGAAAUUGAAAGAUAUAAGAGAGACUUAGACGAUUGGAGAAACAAGUACAGUGCUCUGGAGAUGCAAUUCUCAAAUUACAAAUCUUCUUCAGGAGGUGAGUCAGAAAGACUCAAUGGAUUAUUGAGAGAUAGAGAGAAUGAUAUUAACAGAUUACAAUCUGAGUUGAGAAAUACCAUUGAUGAAUGGACUUCUAAAUACACUAAUCUAGAAAAUUAGUAUAGAUAGGCUUAGAGUGAAAUAGAUAGGUUGAAUGGAGUUGUUAGAAAUUUGGACGAUGAGAUCAAUAGAUUAAGAUAGAUCAUUGAUUAGAUGUAAAGGGAAAUCGAUGAUUGGAGAUUGAAGUAUGGAGAUUUGGAAGGCAAAUACAAUACAGCCAUCAGAAACUAUGAAUCUUAAAUUAAUGAUCUCAAUUCUCAAUUGAGACAAUAUCAAUCAGAUCUAGAUACUUGGAGGAAUAGAUAUGGACAAUUAGAAAAUGAGAACUCUAAUUUGAAGAACAAUAGUUCAGGAUAGGACAAUUUCAUCAAAGAACAGGAAAGUAUCAUCAGAAGAUUAGAAUCAGAUUUAUAAAGAGCAGAAGAUAUAAUUGCCUAGAAGGAUUAGGAAUUAAAUAGAUUAGCUAAUGAUCUCUCUAAUGCAGAAUCAAAAAUAAGAGAAUUGGAAUUCUUGAUCUAAUAAUUAAGAGAUUAAAUUGAAGAUCAACGUAAAGAAAUAGAGAGAUUAUAAUAAUUAAUCCAAGAUAGAGAUCACAGUCUUGAUAUGGCAGAAAAGGAUUUAGAAGAAGCAGACAGGAAAAUUCAUCAAUUAGAAAAUGAGAAUGCUACACUUAAUGAAGAAUUAAAAGACUACCGAUAGAAUUAUGAUUAGGUCUUAAAGGACAAUGAAUUGUUGGAAAAGAAAAUAGGUGACCUUGAAUCCAAAACAGUCUUUUUGGCAUAAGAAAUUGAUAGAUUGAAGCUGAUUCUUGAAAAAAGAAAUAAAGAAAUAGAAGAUCUCAAGGCUUAGAUCUUAAAGUUGAAAGCAGAAAUUUCAACUCUUGAAACCCAAGUUAAAGAUUUCUAAUAAAAAUUAGAUGAAAAAUUAAAGGACUAUGAUGAUUUAAAUAAGAAACUUAUAGAAAGAGUACUAGAAGUCUAGUAAUUGAAUUCUUAAAUAAUAAUUUUGAAUCAAUAACUUGUUCAAUUGUAAUCAGUGAAUGAGAAAUGUAGGAAUUAAGAAGAUUAAAUCAAAGACUAUCUGAGAUAAUUGGAUGAAUUAACUAGAUAGUUGAAUAAGGCUCAAUAAGAAAUUAAUAUGUUACAAGGAUUCAAAGACAGAUUACCUGAGGCAGAUAGAAAGGCUUAAGAACUUUCUAAAGAAGUCGAUCGUUUACAAUAAUUGUAUAAGGAUAAGGUGACUGAAAAUGAUGUAUUAUCACAAAAACUUAGUACAAGUGAAGUUGAAUUGAAUAGAAUUAGAUUGAUUGAAAAGUAAUUUAAUGAUUUCAAAAAACAAACAUAAACAACUGAAUAAGAAUUUACAAGAAUCAAACAAACAUUUGAACAGAAAGGAAAUGAAAGUGAUAAAUUAAAACAAACAAUUGCAGGUUUGGAACAAUAAUUAUAAGAUAAAAAAGUAUUGGCAGACAAAUUAAAAGUACUUGAAUAACAAUUAGCUCAAGCUCAAAAGGAUUUAGCAAAUCUGACAAAGGAUAGAGAUAAGAAAGAUUAAGAAUUAUAAAGAUUAAAGGAUUAAAUUGCUGUUUUAUAAAGUACAUUGAAAACUAAGGAGGAUCAAUUCAAUUAAUUGAAGUAAUAAUUUGACUAGAAUGUCAAUGAGUUAACAAAAGUCAAAUAAACACAGGGACAAUUAGAAGCUAAAGUAUCGCAAAUUGGAUUAAUGAAUGACAAAUGGACAAGUUCAGAAAAACAGAAUAAAUAAUUACAAACAGACUGUGAUAAAUUAAAGAAAGAUUUGGAUUAAAGAACAAAAGAAAGAGAAUAAUUGAAAUUGGAUAAAGUUUAAUUGGAAAAUGAUUUGUUAGCUUUCAAAUCACAAGUUAGAAAAUGA
This is a messenger RNA of Paramecium tetraurelia, 2946 nucleotides long. RefSeq lists its product as uncharacterized. The transcript has 4 exons. NCBI's taxonomy places the organism in Eukaryota, Ciliophora, Oligohymenophorea, Peniculida, Parameciidae. The record is from RefSeq and is a predicted model, not a curated record.